Scaptodrosophila lebanonensis is the source of this 456-nucleotide messenger RNA. RefSeq names its product cytochrome c oxidase assembly protein COX19-like. Gene Ontology annotation, biological process: mitochondrial respiratory chain complex IV assembly. The coding region runs from base 38 to 292 and encodes 84 amino acids. NCBI's taxonomy places the organism in Eukaryota, Metazoa, Arthropoda, Insecta, Diptera, Drosophilidae. The transcript has a single exon. Gene Ontology annotation, cellular component: mitochondrial intermembrane space. The record is from RefSeq and is a predicted model, not a curated record.
CUUUUUAUAUCUUAUUUCUAAAUUUGGACUAAAAAUAAUGACUUCUCAAAUAUACAGCCAGAAGAAGUUUAUUCCCACUGCGCCCGAUAAGGGAAGUUUUCCAUUGGACCACGACAGCUUAUGCAAGAAUCAGUUUUUACUGUAUGUAAGUUGUAUACGGAGAAACGAAAGCGAUAGUGCAAAAUGCCGUCAACAGGCACAGGACUAUUUAAGCUGUCGUAUGGAUAAUAAUUUAAUGGAUAGAACGGAGUGGUCCAGAUUAGGAUUUCGGAAGGACACAGCAAACCUUUAAAUAAUUAAAACCCCUCAACCAUCACAUAAAUUUUACGAGAAAAUUGUAGUUCUGUAUGUCGUAACGUACAUAGUAUACAUAUGUACAUACAUAUGUAUCUAUGUAUGCAUGUACAUAUUUACUGUGCCAGUUCAUGUGAAAUUAAAUAUUAUUAAAAUAAUUUA